CUUCCAACGUUUUGCUAGUUGGUUGGAGAUGAGCAUGUCUCAGGCAUUUCUUUCCCAUAGUCAUCCCCAGAGCUUAGCCUCCUGUGUAGCUAAGGUUGUGGGUAUCAGCCACAAUUCUAGAUUUUUUUUUUUAGGGGGGAGGGUCAGUUAGUACGUGAAAAUAACUAGCAAAUAUUAUCAUCCACUUAAGAAAUAUCUGGUAGCGUUCCCUUUUAAGACUUUGUGUUCGUUUUACAAAAUAAAAUUUGUAACCUGUGUUUGGCUCCUAUUAAGCUUAUCCAAGCAUUUUUAUUUGAGUGACUUUAAGCUUCUUUGGUAGGAGGGAGAAAGAGGGAGCAAAUCUGACUUAAUAUAGCAGUUCUUAAGGGAGACACUAGUAUCACAACAUUCAAGGAUAUGUAGGUAGCCAUUUUUGUGUCCCGUUGUUUCCAUUAGCCACUGCCUAAUGCCUAAUUGAGAAAGGCUUGAUGUGACACAAAAAGUACAAUUUGACAGGUCUAGGAUUUCAUUACAGAGUUGUCAAUAACUUAAAUAUUUCUAAAAUUAUUGCCCAGCAUCAUGACACCUGUUAAGUCCUAAGUGUUAAUCCUUUUGUAGUAUAGAAAAUCCUUGAAUUUUCAAUGAAUGUUGUGUAAUCAGUGCUUCACCUUUUUGUUAUUUAUUACUUUGAAUAUAGAUCCCAUUAAAACUAUAGCAAUGUAGACAGGAGUUCUCUCAAUUUGAAUAAUGAAAAACAGGAAGAUGAGCCUGAGCCCAUUAACUCAAUUUCCAGAUUGGUUCCCUUAAAAGAGAGGUGAACUAAAUCUGUUUAACAGAAGAAUUGAAAAUGGUGAGUUAUUUUUAAGAAAAAUGAGUAAAACCACUCAUUUUGAAACAGCGAUGGCAAAAUCAAACACGAAACACAGAAUUUAUUCUCAGGAAUCUUCAGUAUCAUCUCUCCUGGCAAGCUGUGGUCUGGGUAGCAGUAAUUCCUCCAACUCUGAUGGCUCUUUUCACUAUAAGAAUAAACUAUACAGUUCUGCUUCUCAGGCUCUACAGGCUUAUAUAGAUGAUUUUGAUCUGAGCCAACUAAAUCCUGAUGCAAGCACUGGAAAAAUUAGCAUUGAACGUUCUGCUAAUAUGUCAGGAUUCUCAAAUUAUAGUUAUAAAACAAACAAAGCUUUUGAAAAUCCUGAUCACAAACAGCACUCAAAUUCAUUAUCUUAUAGAAGAGAGACUAUUAAUGAUGUAGACUCUGUUAGCCUUACAACUGAUGACCUGUUAAGACUUCCAGCAGAUGGAUCUUUUUCUCUCACUUACGUUAGACCAGGUCAUCGACCAAGCAAGAAAAGCAAGAAAUACAUGGGAAGACCAGGUUCAUUGGAAAGGAAUCCAAAUUUUCAAGAAUCCUCCACUCCCAUGGGCAAGAAUAACUUAGACAGUUCUGUUGUAAACACAAAUGUGAAUGGAAAGCAAUGUGGUAGGCCAAAAAAUCCCAAAAUUUUGAAUAGGACUAAUAAAGUUUUAAUUUCAGAGCCAUCUUUUCCCAAAGAAUCAUCUUUCAAGGACAGUUCAGAGCACAAUCCUGAAAAGAAUUAUCCGAGAUGGCUCACUAGCCAGAAAUCUGACCUUAAUGUUUCUGGGAUAACUAGCAUACCUGAUUCCAAAUAUCCAGUCUGGCUCCACAAUCAAGACUUGCUACCUGAUGCAGAUAGUCAAGAAGUUUAUAGAAUAUUGAAAGAAGAUCAGUGUUCCCCCAGACAUAGCUACCAAGCACAAAGAACUUCUCGGCUUAAAAUGGAUUGUUGUGAAUAUUCUUUUGAGCCCUCAAACUUUUCAAAUUCCUUGAGUGAUGCUAAAGGAUUGCAUAACAAAUACAAAUGUGAUUCUGAACCCAACCAGGCUCAGUGUGAGAAUCCACUUCUCCCAGAACAAUCCGAAAAGCCAUUCAGUGGUGACAAAAUUGAAUUGCUUAUCCUGAAGGCCAAGAGAAAUCUAGAGCAGUGUUCUGAAGAGUCACCCACGCCUAUGAAAAAGGACAACAGUCCCUGUUCAUUGGAUAAACUUGAAGCAGAAAGAUCCUGGGACAAUGUUCCUAUUACUUUCAAAUCUCCUGUUCCUGUUAAUUCUGAUGAUAGUCCUCAAGAAACUUCAAAGGCAAAGAGUGCUAAAGAUUUUCUUGAAGACUUUCUAAAUAAUGAUAAUCAGAGUUCUACCCUUUCUGGUGGCAAACAUCAUGGUCCUGUUGAAGCCUUAAAACAAAUGUUAUUUAAUCUUCAAGCAGUUCAAGAAAGUUUCAGUCAGACGAAAACUACAGAAAGAAAAGAAGAUAUUAAACAAGUUUCAGAAAAUGAUUUCUCCAAAUUACAGUUGAAGGAGAAUAUGAUUCCUAUUACUAGGUCUCUUCAAAAUAAAUUAUUUGAUCCUUUUUGCCCAUGGACAACUCAGCAUUUGAAAUGCAUGAGGAUGGAUCACAGAAAGCUUUGUCUAUUGGGAAGAUGAACACCAUCUCCAGAAUGGAAAAGGAGAGGCAGUGGUCACUGAUGAGCAUUUUCCUGCUGUGUCUCUUGGCCUGUGUCAUCACCACAGCAAUUGGAGUACUGAUUCUCUCCUUGGUUCAUGUUAACAACUCUCAGCCUCACUUAAAUGUUCAUGUGGCAUCUCAAGCCUGGCUUCCUCCAACCACUGCUCACAAAGUACAGAAGAAGGUGGUUGAUCCAAAAUUCCAGUUUCUUAAUCAUUUACCUAAAUCCAAGGUGUUUGAAUUCCCUGGUGGUGAAAUCCAGUGGGCACGGUACAGGAACAAUAUCAAAGACUAUCUUAGUGAAGAAGAGGAGGCCUUUGGCACCAACUUGAACAGUCAGAGAUCACAGAUAACUCUGGGGACCCUGAGAAUAAAAAGCAAAGGACUCCGGGCCCCUCACUGGCACUUCAAUGCCAAUGAACAUGGCUACCUAGUACAGGUA
Molecule: messenger RNA, 2945 nt
Organism: Dipodomys ordii (Ord's kangaroo rat)
Lineage: Eukaryota; Metazoa; Chordata; Mammalia; Rodentia; Heteromyidae
Product: chromosome unknown open reading frame, human C18orf54
Exons: 10
Coding region: 850-2481 (543 amino acids)
Source: RefSeq, a predicted model, not a curated record